Molecule: messenger RNA, 722 nt
Organism: Bemisia tabaci
Lineage: Eukaryota; Metazoa; Arthropoda; Insecta; Hemiptera; Aleyrodidae
Gene: ND-B12
Product: NADH dehydrogenase [ubiquinone] 1 beta subcomplex subunit 3
Biological process (GO): electron transport chain; mitochondrial respiratory chain complex I assembly
Cellular component (GO): respiratory chain complex I; mitochondrion
Source: RefSeq, a predicted model, not a curated record
GCUGUUUCAGUCAUUGUUGUGUUUUUAACCAGAGAGCAGGAGACUAAAUUUUUAACCUUUUCUAGGUUAAUCGUCCCUGAUGUGUACUGAUAACUAGGAACACUUAAAUUGCGACCGUGUUACAGGGAUAAACGUUAUCCAGCAGCGUUGAGUUUUUCCUCAGUAUCACGCAUUAGUCGGCUAAAAGAUGGGUGGUGGUCAUGGUCAUGGAGAUGGUCAUCAUCAUGCAGUUGUUGGAGAAACCCCAUUGACAAAAGUACCCGAUUGGCGCAUUUACAAAGUAGAAGAUGUUCCUGAUCUAAUGAGAAUGCAGAGAACGCUCGCUCAAAAGGGAUUAAAAGAUCCAUGGGCUAGGAACCAUGUGUGGAGGUACAUCGACACUGAUUAUCGCUUUUGGGGAAAACCGCCAUCAACGAACUUUUAUGUAAAUUUUUUAAAGCGUAUAGCUACAGGAUUAUGGCCCUGGGGAAUAGGAGCAACUGUUAUCACGAUUACUUGUGAACGGUUGUAUGAAAAAUUAUUUUUAUCAGAUGAUGGAGAUGAACACGGCCACGGACACAAGCGCCCAUUCCGUAUUUGUCCGUAAUUCGUUAUUUAAUUGUUUAGAGUUUUCAGAGCCUGUUUUAGAAUAAGCAAAUCUCUUCCUUUGUUACAUAUUUCUUUUUCUUCUCUCUUCAAUAAAUAUCUUACCUCUUCUUGUAUUACAACUAUUUCAAAUUUCA